Larimichthys crocea (large yellow croaker) is the source of this 1171-nucleotide messenger RNA. RefSeq names its product selenoprotein M (gene selenom). Gene Ontology annotation, molecular function: oxidoreductase activity. Gene Ontology annotation, cellular component: endoplasmic reticulum lumen. Lineage: Eukaryota; Metazoa; Chordata; Actinopteri; Sciaenidae. The record is from RefSeq and is a predicted model, not a curated record. The transcript has 5 exons.
UUGACGUGGCAAAGAGAUCCGGACGUGACAUCGCUGCACAUCAUCAGCCCUCCUCCUCCUCCUCCCCUCUUCUUCUUCACUUACCUGACUUACCUACAAACAUCUGCAGCCACUGGUCCCGGAGCAGAGCAGAGUCCUGGUUCACGAUCGGAACCAGGAGCAGGAGCAAUAAUGUGGCUGAUAGUGUUGGCCAGUUUACUUCAGUGCGCCUCGGCCUACGAUGUGGAUCUGAAGAAACUGGACGGGCUGGCAAAAGCGAGGGUGGAGACAUGCGGUGGAUGACAGCUGAACAGGCUCAGAGAGGUCAAAGCCUUUGUGGUCCAGGACAUUCCUCUUUACCAUAACCUGGUGAUGAAGCAUAUUCCUGGGGCCGACCCUGAGCUUGUCCUCCUGAACCACUAUUACGAAGAGCUGGAUCGGAUCGCCCUGUCCGACAUGACCCGCUCUGAGAUCAACGAGCUGCUGGAGAAGCUUGGUUUCUACAAGAAGGCUCAAGCUGAGGAUGAGGUGCCGGAGGAGUUUCGCUUCUCUCCUGCCAAAGACAGCCCGUUUAAAGACGCGCCGCCGUACAAAUCUGCCACUUCCUCUCUUGCCACAGAGAAUGAAUCCAAUGCAGGAGUCAAGCAUACUGACCUAUAACCCGUCAAGAGUGAAGAAGUAGGAAUCUCACAGUACCACCGACCCCCAUUGCUGCUCCACGACCAGCUGGUUAUUGCAGUUGAUAAUAGAAAUGCUUGUCAUUUCAAAAUAAGGCCAGCAGAUCCUGGAUCAGCCCUUGGGCAAGGACAAAAUCUUAGCAUCAGCAAAAGGCCUUUAAGAUGUCCACAGUCUGCACAUAUUGUUCUUGCUGUUUGUUCUUAUGUUUGCAGCAAUAAUAACCCUUCAGGCUGCUUUGUGAGUGCUUUUCUACUCCCCACACAAAGACUGGAAGUGUGUAUGUUUUGUUUUUUGGUCUAUCAUGUUGUCAUCAGGCUCCUCACCUCACUUGAGUUCUCUUGGGUGUCUGAUUGCUUCCUACCUGCUGUGAAACUGAAUGAAGCCUCAGGCUGAAAACUGUCUGACAGGCCUGAGGUUGAUGCUACAUGUUCUGGUGGGUUGGACUGACGCACACAAGAGGAUUCAAGUGGAAGUGUUGUAAAAGAAGAAAAUAAUAAAAUGUGAAGGUUGUCUA